Messenger RNA from Trichoderma reesei QM6a, 1053 nucleotides. RefSeq lists its product as uncharacterized. Gene Ontology annotation, molecular function: pyridoxal phosphate binding; molybdenum ion binding; catalytic activity. The coding region runs from base 1 to 1053 and encodes 350 amino acids. The transcript is spliced from 2 exons. NCBI's taxonomy places the organism in Eukaryota, Fungi, Ascomycota, Sordariomycetes, Hypocreales, Hypocreaceae. The record is from RefSeq and is a predicted model, not a curated record.
AUGAAAGUAACGGCGAUCUGGGUCUAUCCUAUCAAGGCCCUCCGCGGCAUCUCACUCCACAACGCCCAUCUAGGGCCUCAGGGAAUCAAGUAUGACCGGCGGUUCAUGCUCUGGAGGGUCGGCGAGGACGGCGGGCUGUCCAAGAUACAGCUCGAUCGAUAUCCCCAGUGCAGUCGCUUCGUCCAGGAGAUUGUAGGCGACGAAAUCCAUGUGCGAUAUCAGCCUCCGAGCGACCCCUUGGUGCCACCAAGUCCGGAGCAGAGCGUCGUGUUGCGCGUGCCAUUGGAUCCAGACGUUUCACGGCUCGAAAGACAAGUCCUCAACCUUCACCAGGGAAUGGUCAAUGGCUACCGUAUGGGAUCAGCUUACGACGAGUGGUUCACAGCUUGCUUUGGCUUUCGGGUUGUCCUGGUCUAUAUUGGUGAUGAGCGCCGCCCAGUAUUGGGCACCUUUUCGCCCAGAGCUCAGCCCGUUGCAGUUCCCACCCAACAGGGCUGGCUCUCAUAUCUCUUUAGCUACAUAUGGGGAGCGCAGAAGCCGCAGUCCGAGCCCGAGCCAGACUGGUUGACCUUUUCCGACAUGGCAGCCUACCUCGUUGCGAGCGAAAAGUCGCUCAGCAACGUCAACGCACGGCUCAGCAGCGGGCCCGUCGACAUUGUCCGGUUCCGCCCCAACAUCGUCGUCGACGGCGAAGGCGAGGGCGAAUUCGACGAGGAUUUCUGGGCGGAGCUGUCCAUCCGCAGUCGGCCUGCGCUCGCCAUGACCAAGAUGUGUAACCGGUGCACCUCUCUCAACGUCGACUACGAGACGGGGCGCUUCGGGGAGGGCGAGAAGGGCAUGGUGCUGAAGAAGCUCAUGUCUGAUCGGAGGGUGGACAAGGGGUCCAAGUGGACGCCCGUGUUUGGAAAGUACGGGUUCUUGGUGGAUGGGCUGGAUGGGCUUGAUGUCGCGGUUGGGGAUGAGGUUGCUGUGACGAAGAGGACGAGUGAGAGGCCGGUGUCGGAUUGGCAGUAUAAGGAUGAGAGCAUUGCUCGCUUCUAUCGCUAUACAUAG